AUGAGCUAGCCUAGAAUGUCAGCGUACGUAGCAACCGGACAUUGCAGAAAAGACUACGAUAAAAAUACCAACAUUACUUUAUAAUUCACUUUCCAGUGAGAAUUAAAUAUGUCUAUGGAGGUAGACAUUACUGUUGAAGAUGAAGGCAAUAAUGAAGAGACAGAGUUGGACAAGGAAAACAACGAGAAGAACUUGCUUCGGAGCGGGAGCAGAGCACCAAGUCGGGCAAAGAGCCGCGGCAGCAUCGGGGACCAAAGAAAGACGAUAAGUCGUACAGGGAGCCGAUCAGGAUCCCGCCCUGAUAGUCAUCUUUCAGUCAAUGACGAGGAGGAUGAGGAGAGGGCAGCAUCUCAGCGUUCUCUCUCUAGUGAAACCACCUGUGGUUUUGAUACAGAUCUAGAAAUUGAAGCUACAAUAAUGGAAAUGAGAAGGAAGGCACGUGAGGAUUAUGAUCCUUCAGGUCGCACCACGUACAAGGAGGCGUGUCGAAUCAAUGGCGUGAUUCCGGUCUCGUACUUCCUUCGUCACAUAGGAGACACAGAGCUUGUUAUGAAACAUCAUGGAUUAGGUCCAGGGGGAGCAAAGGCCAUCGCUAUUGCACUGGUUACCAACACUACAAUCGUUAAGCUGAAUAUCAGUGAUAAUUGGUUGGAUCCAGAGGGUGGUAUUGCAAUAUCAGAUAUGCUGAAAGAAAACUGCUACAUUGCUGAAUUAGAUCUGUCAGAAAACCGACUGGGAAGUGUUGGAGCUAUUGCUGUUUCAGAUAUGCUUCUUCAGAACAGUACAUUAACCCAUGUGACUCUAUCAGGGAAUGGAUUUGAGGAUAAAACAGCUGACGCCUUUGCAGAUGUCAUACUGAAUAACAAGAAGCUGGAAUACCUAAAUCUGAGCCACAAUGAUUUUGGUGAACUUGCAGGAGCCAUUCUUGGACCAGCAAUAGAAGAAAACAUCACCCUCAGACAUCUAGAUCUUAGCUGGAAUCAUAUUAGAAGAAGAGGGGCAUUGGCUAUUGCUAAGGGUAUCAUGAAUAACAUAGGACUGAGAAAAAUCAACUUAUCAUGGAAUGGUUUCAGCAUAGAUGGAGCUCAAGCGCUAGGAGAUGCUCUGAAAUCUAAUACUAAUCUGGAAGAAUUAGAUGUCACGAAUAAUCGUAUUUCAGCAGAAGGUGCUGUUCUCCUUGGCAAAGGCCUGACUGUCAACGAAAGCCUGAAGGUUCUAAGGAUGGGCAAGAACCCAAUGCAGACAGCUGGCUGCUAUGGUGUUGUUAAGGCAAUUAAAGAAAAUGCAAACUCCUCUAUGGAACAAAUUGACUUCUCGAGUAUCCAAGUCAACAAGGACUUUGAGGCGCUUCAGAAUGAGAUGAAGGAGAUCAAACCUAACCUGAAGAUCAAGCAUGGUGGUAUGCAGGUCGAAGUCAAACCAAAACGAAGGAUCAACCCGAUGGCCAAGCUUCAACGCUUCAUCCAAAAGAAUAACCUCAGACUUGUGGACUUCUUCAAUAAGUUUGACAAGGAUGGCAGCAUGAGUGUGACCUAUGAUGAGUUUGAAGAAGGAUUAAAGGAGAGUGGCAUAGAUCUGACAGAUGAUGACAUUGCUCACCUGAUCGCAGAACUAGACAAAGAUGGCGAUGGAGAAAUUAACUACAGUGAGCUUUAUCUUGGUUAUGCCAAGAUUUAAUAUGCAAAGUGAGCUUUACUUGGGAACAGUGGAGAAGGAGGAUAAAGGACAGAAGAUGGCUGAAGCAAUCAUGCAUUUCAAGGAGGAGGGCGGAGUCUAAUAAAGUCAUACUGAGGUCACAACAAGUUCAUAUCAUGGUCAAACCAAGGUCAUAUAAGAUUGAGAGAUGUUAAGUUUCACUGGACCACAAUGAGUAUUACUUUUAUAGAAGAAUUAUUUUUUGUGUUUUUGUUGCUUUUACGAUUGACUUUUGUUAAGGUAGGUCAUUAAACACAUAUUUUGGGGGGACAAAUUCAAGCAAUAGUUCCUUACAUUGUCAUGAAUUAAUUUUAUGAAAAGCAUUAGGGAGCUUUGACUGCAGCAAUUUAUCUUAUUGCUUUUUAUCAUGUUCUGUUUGAACAAAUGCUUUUUUUUAAAUGUUUGUUGUAUUGGAGUUUGAAAUUAAGAUAUCUAUGUACAGUGUAGAUAGUUUGGUUAGCCCAUGCAUACACCAAAAUAUGAUUAAUGAGCACAGCUUUUACAGAAUUUCAAAAGUGUGUUUCUGCUAUAUUCCUCCACAAUUCCCUUUUCUAUUACCUUGAUCUACACUCAUUUCAUACUUACUUGGGUAUACUUGGGUGUAGAGACUGGAAGCUUAGCUUAUUUGUCCCUCUUUACUGUUGCAUCCCGUCUCAAGUAUGGUUCAAACUUAAUUGGAUUGUUUCUCCAAUACCUUUCUAGGGAUGACUUGAAAUACCAGCUUGUGUGUUAUUUUUGCAGAAAUUUGAAAUUUGUAUCCUAUUAUUUUGCUCUCUUCUGUUUUCCUUGACUCUUGUUUCUGCAUGACCACAUUGUACAUACUUCAAAUGUUUCUCUUUAUUGGUAAACUGGAGUGUAUUUUUCUAGUUCAUUUUCUUGCAGUGGGAGAUGGAGAUAUAUGAACAGAUUUGUAUUGUCUGUGUUUCCAUAUUUCUUAUGUAUUUUUUAUGUUUUCAAUUAUUUUGUAAAGAUGAAAUAUUGUCACAAUAGGAAAUAGACAGAAGGCUGACCAUAAAAGAAAUGUAUAUCAGCGUUGUUUGAAUUGUGGUGCUUUCUUUUUGAUAGUUUUGGGAAAUAAAUACUGGAAUAUAUCAUGUCUUUCAAAUUGCAGGGAUAAUAUUCUUCCAUUAUCUUGAAACAUGUUUUUACAGAGACUUAAAGAUGUUCCUUUAUCACAUACUAGAGAUUUAAUCUAUUUAAAGAUCAGCCUAUUGGUUAAGAUUGUGUAAUGACAGAUUAUAAGAGUUAUUUAGAAAUAUCAACAUUUCUUGCAGAAUGUGGGUAAAAAGUUAGCUUGUAGUGAUAAUAACUUUUAGGACCUUAAUUCAAAGUAGCAUGCUUUUUUCCAAAUGAAAAUACACAGGUAUGCACAAAUGGUUAAUCAAAUUCAGCUCGACCAAAUAAAUCAUUGAGCACUUAUUUAUAUUGUAGAUAUCAAAAAAUGAUGAGAAUGUGUUAUGGAAGAGAAACCAAAUUUGUAUCAAGACAACCAAAUAUUUGAGAAGUUAUUGGUAUGGUGGAAGAUUGUGACGGUCUAUGUAGAUAAUUGAUACCAAAGAAUAUAUGUUCAGAUAUGGCUGGGGAAAUUAACCGCCUGAAAAAAAAUCUCCUAGUUGUUUUACAUGUAAAUUAAUGGCAGCUGCGCAAAACAAAGGGCCUGCGCAUAUUCACUGAGCUCUGUUUUAUAAGAUACAGAAAUAUGAAGCAUAUAUAACACUUUAGGUCAUGCAAUUACAAAAAUGUGGUUUUUGCAGCAUCAUGUUUGAACAAGCCUUUAUUGUUUUGUUUUAGUACUAAAAACGGUUGCACUGGUUGAAAGAAAAUACUCACGAGCUGAAAAGUUUGCCUAGCAGGCAGGCUGUCGCGGCUUGCCAGUGUGGCCGGGAGCUGUUAAUUGUGAAUCCUCUCUAUUGGACUGUUUGUUCUUUGUAAUAAAGUAAUUGGCCUUUUCAAACGACUUUUCAUUUUUUGAUGAAACUCGAUAAAUGGCAUAUAUUUCGUAUAGGAGAUAUUGUAUGUUGUCUCCCCCAAACACAUAACCAAGUUUUGUUUCUAUUCAUAUUGCUUACAGCACAGUAUCAUUUUAUAGUGUAUUUUGAUGUUGUUAUCGUUGUGAAAUGUUUUAAGCAUGAUUUGAUUAUGAUGUAUCCAAGAAACAUUUUUCAGAAGUCUAAUGGGGAAAACAUUUCUGUAGUUUUUUUUUCUUCUUCAGAAUUUAUCCAUUGAAGUGCUUUAAUACUGGCGAUUGAAAUCAUUACUUGCAUGAAAAUCUAACAAGGUUAUUGGAAAGAGCAAGUCUAGUUUGUGAAAAUGUAUAUUGUAUUUUUGCCUACAUGAAUUAAAUCUAAUUUUUUCACAGUAUGAAUUAUAUUGAUAGAAUCUCAUCAUUCCUUUCAUUUUAAACUGUUUAAAAAGAAGAUAUUUGAUGAAAACAAGAUUUGUAUAUUUAACGAAUUCUAUCUACAUGAAUCUAUAUAUUGCCAAUUACCAAAGACAAUGCUUUGUUCUUAUCAACCACAUGACAAGCCCUCUGGAUUCCUCCAUUGCCGGUUAAAAUACACAUACAGUAUUUCUUUAAUAGGCACCUGGGUCAUACAGUAUUCAAUUCAAUACCUAUUUUAGAGUAUUUCACUCAAUCUUAGGCUUUAAAAGGUAAAAUACUUUAUAGCCAACUUUGAUAUUCAGUUGAAGCUUUUGGCUAAGUACAUUACGGUACCUAAGUUUAAGACAGCUCCAAAGCUGACUUAAGCCAUGAAUUUUGGUUGUCAUAUGGUUUGUAUAUUAGUUGCAUGUACUUGUGGUAUGUGCUUUACAAUCUUUUAUUUAUUUUUUGGUAAUAACGCCUCUAGGGGUAUCAUAAGAGAGGAAUGUUUAUGGCCGGGUAAUAGUAUAUCUGUAUAAAGCACUUAAUUAGAGACAUCGUAGAUGUACAUUUAUUAAGCGCUAUAUAAAAGCGGAAUAUUAUUAUUAUCAAUAUGACACCCUUUUACUCUUCAAAUUUCUGUCAACAAAUCCAAUAUUAUCGAAAAUAAUAUCGCUAGUUACAUGCAUUCGUUUGUCUCGCAUGUAUGGUCAACAAGGAAUCUAAAGAUCACAACGUUUGCAUGAUGGGUCGAUUAAUUAUCAAAUCUGAUAUAUAUAUAUAUAUAUAUAUAUUAUAUAUACAUAUAUAUGAAUAUCACACACUGACAUCUGCUGAGUGCCAGAGGGUAAUUUACUCAUAUACUACCGUACUAGAGUUAACGUCUCAUAUUCUAGCUCUCAUAUACAUUUGAAAAAAUAAAAAUGUCCAUGUUUUUAUUAUGAUAUCUGUUAGCUGUUCAAUCAGGAAUGAAUACCAGCCUGGUAUUGUAUUGAACCAAAGUACUUUGAUAUUAUUGCUAACUUAGAUUCCUUGAAAAAGAUCUGCCCAGAAACACUUUUCCUUUCUUUUACAUGAUCAUAAUCAGAUCAUUUGUAAAAGUAUAUUGUAAAAAUGAAUUUUCAUUAAGUAUUUUUUGUUGUACAUACAAAUUUGUUUGAGUGUGUAUACUGUAAAUAAAAGAAUAGUAUGUAGAAUGAUUAAAGUUGGUAAUGAAAAAAAAA
Strongylocentrotus purpuratus (purple sea urchin) is the source of this 5280-nucleotide messenger RNA. RefSeq names its product leucine-rich repeat-containing protein 74B. Gene Ontology annotation, molecular function: protein binding; calcium ion binding. NCBI's taxonomy places the organism in Eukaryota, Metazoa, Echinodermata, Echinoidea, Camarodonta, Strongylocentrotidae. The transcript is spliced from 15 exons. The record is from RefSeq and is a predicted model, not a curated record. Bases 109 to 1677 code for a protein of 522 amino acids.